Messenger RNA from Dufourea novaeangliae, 936 nucleotides. RefSeq names its product probable small nuclear ribonucleoprotein E (gene SmE). Lineage: Eukaryota; Metazoa; Arthropoda; Insecta; Hymenoptera; Halictidae. Gene Ontology annotation, cellular component: U5 snRNP; U4/U6 x U5 tri-snRNP complex; U4 snRNP. Gene Ontology annotation, biological process: mRNA splicing, via spliceosome; spliceosomal snRNP assembly. Gene Ontology annotation, molecular function: RNA binding. The coding region runs from base 130 to 414 and encodes 94 amino acids. The transcript has a single exon. The record is from RefSeq and is a predicted model, not a curated record.
AAAUAAUUAAGGAAAGUAACUAGAAGAAACAGUUGGUACGACGACGACGCCAUAUCUUCCGGCGUCCGGCGUCUACAAACCACGCGCUAUCAAGUGUCGCCUAUUAAUUUUUGCAAAAUCAUAACAAAAAUGUCGUACAAGGGACCACAAAAAGUCCAGAAGGUGAUGGUACAGCCCAUCAACCUUAUAUUUCGCUAUCUGCAAAAUCGUUCGCGUGUGCAAGUUUGGUUGUUCGAGAACAUAAACCUCCGUAUAGAGGGUCACAUCGUCGGGUUCGAUGAGUACAUGAAUUUGGUACUGGACGACGCGGAGGAGUACCAUAUGAAGACGAAGAACCGAAAACCACUCGGACGUAUCAUGUUGAAAGGCGACAACAUAACAUUAAUACAAAAUACGAAUCCAGGAGCGAAUUAAGUAUAGAAGCCUGAUCUAACCUCCAAGGACAUUCUGGGAAGAUCAACAAAUGUAUUUUUUUCGAUGUCUCAUUUGAAGAUUAUGUGUGUGAAUUGUACGCAUGAAUAAAGUGAUGACAUAAACAUUAAACGAGGACAAUGCUAACACCAUAGAUGUUAUAAAUGUGACACGUAACACAAGACAAUUAGGAUGAACAAUGAUAAAUUGACUAGUACCAAUUGUCACUGAAUAUCAUAGUCAUGUUAUAAUGACGAUAUUGUUCUGUAAUGGGAAACGAAUUUGUUAUCAUAACUUUGUAUUUCUGAAAGGAUCCAGGACAUUUGUAUGUUAGAAACUGUACCUACAGAGUCUGCUCAUUCCAAUGAAAAACUGCAAUACAUGUUAGACUCGUGCAUACAAUAUUCAUUGUACUGACUUUUGUACUAUUGUUUAUCCUUUAUGGAAACUGCAGAUGUAAAUAUUACAUGAUGGAACAGUUAUUGUAACGGAUAUGGAAUUGACUUAUGCUUAAUAAAUAUUUUU